AUGUCAGAGGAUGAGAUCCAUCAUAAAGCUGUCAGGGGGCUGCGGGAGCUGUCUGAUCAGUCAAGCGCGAAAGUGAAUCUUUCAGAAGAUGAGGGGUUUAAAAGAACUAACUCAAGCUCUACGGGUCGAACCAAACGAAGACGUGUUAGUGAUGAUGUCUCGGAGUCGGAUGCAGAUACAAACUUUGUUCCAGGGAAGCAAUUUAACUUAGAAGACGAUAGUGAUGACUCCAUACAUGGAAUGAGAUUUGACGUUAAGAAAUUUGAGGAUGAUAUUCUAGGCGAUGAUGACGCAGUUUUCGUGUCAGACAGCGAUCACUACAGUGUGGAACGCGAAGCGUUUAAUCUUGAAGAAGAAAGACGCACUGGUGUUUUCGACCAUAACGGGAAUUAUCUGGAAGUCGAAAAGGAUGAAGAAGAGCAGGAGGAUCAGUGGCUCGAUGACUAUAAAGAUCCAGAGGUGCACAAGAAAACACAAUUAGCACAGGAGAAACGAGCAAACCAACAAGGUCUACAUGCGAGUACAAAAUCUUAUGCAUAUACAUUGGAAGAUAUUGUUUGCAGGUUAGUCUAUUUUAUGCCAAUUGAUAAAGAUGUGCUAAAUGCGCUUGCGAUAUUGAACAAGCAACGUAAGAAAUUACGGAAGGAGAAGGAGAAAGCCGCCCAAAAAGGUCUGGACGAGGAAUCCAAAACAAUUGGUAGGCACUUGAAGUACAUAAGUCACGGGAUCGAUAGAAUAACAACCCUAGUCAGCGCUCUUCAACAAAAAGGGAUCCAAAACGGGUACCAAUUAGAUAGACCAGCGAUUGAGAAACUGAUUGAGGAAGAGGGCAUAAUGAGCAAUCAGUCUGAUAGUUACCAGGCGAAAAUAUGGGCUUUCAAGUGGCUAAAUGACACUAAAACGGAUACCGAAUACUUUACCAGUUAUGAAAUGCAGUAUUGGAAGGAGAAUUAUUUUGAAGGAAAAGUAAUAGUAAAAUAUAAAGAAGAUCCUGAUGAAGACUCGAAUUGGGUUCAUGUAGACUGUCUUACCUUUAUGUAG
Messenger RNA from Eremothecium gossypii ATCC 10895, 1041 nucleotides. It is a transcript of the gene LIN1, whose product is annotated as U5 snRNP complex subunit LIN1. The transcript has a single exon. Gene Ontology annotation, molecular function: protein binding. Gene Ontology annotation, cellular component: U5 snRNP. Bases 1 to 1041 code for a protein of 346 amino acids. Lineage: Eukaryota; Fungi; Ascomycota; Saccharomycetes; Saccharomycetales; Saccharomycetaceae. The record is from RefSeq and is marked provisional.